AGGAGAGGUCCGAGGGAAGUAGAAGAAGUGACUCACCCGCGCAAUUUUGAAGUCUGUUGUAAGAAGUUUCUGUUUUACCUGAGGAUAUCAAAUCGAUGUCGCUAGUGGAGAUUAAAACAUGAGUACAAAAGGAAAAGGUAGCGGAGAUACUACGCUGCCUCUUAACGGGAACAGCGGAGAUGGUGAUGCCAUUAAGGUGUUUGUCCGCAUACGCCCUUUGACCGAGGGCACGGGGCUGACCACAGAUGGUGACCAGAAUUUGUGUUUAACCGUGACAUCCGACAACACCAUCCGUCUACACUCAAAGCCUGAGCCACGUACCUUCACUUAUGACCAUGUUGCAGACAUGGACACCACACAGGAGGCUGUGUUCUCCAAUGUGGCCAAAAACAUUGUGGAGUCCUGCAUUAAUGGCUACAAUGGUACCAUAUUUGCCUAUGGGCAGACAGGGUCUGGGAAAACCUUCACAAUGCUUGGUCCAUCUGAAUGUGACAGCUUCUCAGAUGACCUGAGGGGUGUGAUACCACGUAGCUUUGAGUAUCUGUUCUUCCUCAUUAACAGAGAAGUGGAAAAGUCAGGGAACUUGAAAAGUUUCCUGUGCAAGUGCUCUUUCAUUGAGAUCUACAACGAGCAGAUCUAUGACCUGCUGGACAGCGCGUCAGCCAGCCUCUUCCUCAGGGAGAACAUCAAGAAAGGCGUCUUCGUGGAGGGAGCCGUGGAGAAAUUUGUCACCUCUGCCGCAGAGGCCUAUCAGGUGCUGUCCAUGGGAUGGCGUAACCGCCGCGUGGCCUCGACCUCCAUGAACCGCGAAUCGUCUCGCUCUCACGCCGUCUUCACCAUGACUCUGGAGUCCAAGGAGACCGACAGGGAGGUGGUCAACAUCCGGUCAUCGCAGCUCAACCUGGUGGACCUGGCCGGGUCAGAGAGACAGAAAGACACGCACUCUGAAGGCUCCCGCCUAAAGGAAGCGAGCAGCAUCAACCGCUCUCUGAUGUGUUUGGGUCAGGUGAUCAUGGCACUGGUGGAUGUGUCCAAUGGGAAGACCCGACACAUCUGCUACCGUGACUCCAAGCUUACCUUUCUGCUUAAGGAUUCUUUAGGCGGGAAUGCAAAGACGUACAUCAUCGCUAAUGUGCAUCCUGGCUCCAAGUGCUUUGGCGAGACGUGGUCCACAUUACAGUUUGCCCAGAGGGCCAAACUGAUCAAGAACAAGGCCAUGAUUAACGAGGACACGCAGGGGAAUGUGCGACAGCUGCAGGCUGAGGUAAAGAAGCUGAAGGAGCAGUUGGCCCAAUCGCUGCUCUCUCACAGACACCAGGCCGUGGACAGUGCCCCAGGAGGACCCCAACUCUAUAUCGGCUCCCCGGAUGCCCAGGAGAGGCUGUCUUUCAGGGACCAGUUCAAGGUCGCCGUGAUCCUGUGGAAGAAAUGUGAGGACGAGAAGAAGGUGCUGCAGCAGAAGCUGGGCAAGCUGGAGGAGGCCUGGGCCCAGAAGGAGAAGUUCGUCCAGUCCAACCGCAUGAUCAUGAAGUUCCGCGAAGACCACAUCGCUCGGCUGGAGCAGAAGCUGAAGGGCACGCCAGUCUCGGAGCAGCAGAGCCAGAGCCAACUGCAGCAGCUCCAGCAGGAGAUCAGCGUCCUCCGAGACCAGCUGGAGCACCACCCGCGCAUGAUGCGCUAUGCGGCAGAGAACUUUAGCCUGAGGGAGGAGGUGCGCGCGCUGCGGGCGCUGGACUCGGUGAAGACCGCGCGGGUCGCUGCCGAGCAGUGCACCACCGAGCUGGAAGAGGCCUUUCACAAAGUCGCCGAGUCUGAAAAGCCAAACAGAGACGCCAGUGCUCCCCCCACAUAUUCUACACCAGUCACUGCAGAGACGAUAUCAACGGUUUCCAUGGAGAGGCUGAAGGCCCAGUUUCUGCAGAAGCAGUCCGAGCUGACUGCCACGGUGCAGGCCUUCGAGGAGUACAAACAAGUCACCAAAAAACAGUUAUCAGAGAUGGAGGCAGAGAAGAGGUACUUGGAUAAGUCCAACAAACACCUGGAGAAUAUUCUGGAAGCCACCAAGGCCCACACCAAGCAAGAGGUGUCUCAGCUGAACAAGAUGCAUGCAGAGACACUCAAGAUCCUGACCACCCCAACCAGAACGUAUAACCUGCGUAACCGCCUGGUGCCGCUGUCCAGCCCAGAGCACCUGAACGGCUACGGCGAGCCGCCAGAGACCCCGGAGGGCCUGCAGAACGAGCAGCCCCCUGUGGAGAUGAACGAGCUGGCCUGCGAGGCCCUGACCGAGGAGCUCCGGCUGGUGCAGGAGAAGGCGGUGAAGGUGAAGAACCAGCUGGACGACGAGGAGACCAAGAGCAGGAGGCUCCUGCAGCAGAUCAGCAAGCUGGAGGAGCACAUCGCCACGGCAGCGCAGGAGUCUGGACGCAGGGAAGAGUUGUUUGCUGCAGAGCGCAACUCCUGGACCCAGGAACAGGCCAGCCUUCAGCAGACCAUCACCAGCCUGGAGCAACAGCUCUCAGAGGAGAAAAAAUCUACAGAAAUCCUGAACAGUGAGGUGUCUGACCUGAGGGUGGUGCUGCAGUCCUCGGACAAGGAGCUGGCCUCCGCCCGGGAAGAGCUGAGCCACCGCACAAGCCAGGAGCAGGAGACCUCUCGCUUGUCCAGCGCCCUCAUCAGCACGCAGCUGCAGCUGGAUCAAGUCAAGCUGGAGUUUGAGCAGGUGCUGGAGCAGCAGAGGGCGCUUCAGGACGCGUACGACACGCUGCAGGCGGAGGCCAAGUUUGAGGCUGAUCAGUGCCGGCAGCAGCUGGAGGACCGCAGACAGGAGAGCGCUCGCCAGCGGGCCACCAUCAGCGACUUGGAGGGCUCCUUGCAGUUGGAGAAAGAGCAUGCAUCUGCUCUGGCCUCUCAGCUAAAGGAGAGCAAUGAGAGCACUUCAAAGGAGCUAGUGCAGUCUAUGGAGGAAAAUGUUCUUUUGAGGAAACAGGUGCAGAUGCUGACCACAGAGAACCAGCAGCAGGUGGAGAGCAUUAGGACCCUGGAGCAGAGGGUGGCUACUUCAGAGGCAGCUGUGGCCAGUCUAGAGCAGAAGAUUGACCAAGACAAAGGCGUAGUGCUGGACCUGAUCAAUCAGACCAGAGAUCUGCGCAGUGAACUGGGAGAGAAGGAGCAGAACAUCACCCUGCUGACUGGGGACCUGAAGGACAUCUCGGUGAAGUACGGCAUGGCGUGCUCGGAGCGAGACGAGCUGCACGAGCGUGUUGGCCAGGUGCAGACGGAGACGGAACAGCUUCGGGAGGCCUCGGAGCGACGGGUGGCAUCGGAGCUCAUAGAGACGGAGAUGCUGCAGGACAGCCUGGCUUAUGCCACAGAGGAGGUAGAACGCCUCACCAAGGUCUUUGAUGAGCAGACCACUCUCCUCCAGACCGCCCAGGACCAGAUCGCUGACCGAGAGUCCACCAUCAAAACCCUCCGCGAUCAGCUAAAUGAGCAGACUGAACAGCUGAACAAGGAGAAGACUCUCAUUAGUGAACCUCCACAGCAGACGGACACGCCUAAAGCCCUGCCUCUGACCCCCUUCACCCCGCGUAGUGUGGGUAUGGGGAUGGAGCUGACACAGGUGCUGGAGAGUCAGGAGAGGGAGCUGGAGAACCGACGCUCCUCCAUGGCGACCAUGGAGAUGCUGCUAGCCGAGCUCAACGCCGAGCGCAGUGCCAAAAACGACGAGAUCCAGAGGCUCAAGGCACAACUGACUGAAAAGGAAAUGAUGCAGCUAGAAAUCCAGACCCUGCUGGGCCAGUUUUACUCUACAAAUGGUCACACACUUACAAAAGAUUCCAAGGGUCAGGAGUUGAAAGAUGCUAUCUAUCACUCUGUUCUAAAGGAGCUGCAAGAUCUCAAAAAAGAGAAGAGCUCUCUGGAGCAGAAGUUAAACGAGGCACAAGAAGUUGUGCAGCGUCAUGAGGUCACCCUGUCCCAGUCUCAAACAUGUGUUCAGGAGUUGACUAGUGAACUGAGGAAUCGGUGUCUUGAGCUUCGAGACCUGCACCUCAAGGGCCAGGAGCACGAUCAACUGUUACAGGAACUGGAGGUCCUGAGGAAACAGGUGGAUCACCUGUCCGAGGAGAACGGUAAACUGGUAGGCCACCAGAACCACAGGCAGAAGAUUGAGUACCUGGUCAAACUCAAGAAGGAGAACACCAAAAUGCAGGAGGAAAAUGAAAAGCUCAAAGCAGAACUCGUCAGUGUUAGAGACGCGAGGAUGGAGAAUGGAAGAAAAGUCUGAGUUGCUCAGAGCGUCUUCUCUUGUGCGUCUCCCACACAGGCUGCUGCAUGGAGCAGUAAUGCCUGGAACAGAGGGUACUCACUCAGACACCUGCCUUACAGUACGCUUGGCCUCUAAGAAGCUGUAAUAUUCAAUGCAUCCAAAUGCUGUGAAUUACCUGUAAUUGGGUGCCAUUCAAAAGGCAAAGACAACCCAUCAAAGACUAUCUUAAUAUAACUUUUACAACAUUCUUGAUUUCUGUAAAUUAAUUUUAACCAUUUUCAUCAUAUGAACUUUCUCUCUUCUGUUGAACUUUUGGCAGCAUUUAUUCUAUGAAUUUCUUCGUCCCGUAUGUUUUUAGAUAUUUUUUCCCUUUGUUUUUAAAUCAGGGCAUUUAAUAAAGUGUACAAAGGAAUAUAAUCUCUCAGGAUGUCCCUCACAUUCCACAUUAAAUCGAUUUUAAGGUCAAC
Messenger RNA from Sardina pilchardus (European sardine), 4737 nucleotides. RefSeq names its product kinesin family member 15 (gene kif15). The transcript is spliced from 35 exons. The record is from RefSeq and is a predicted model, not a curated record. Gene Ontology annotation, molecular function: microtubule motor activity; microtubule binding; ATP binding. NCBI's taxonomy places the organism in Eukaryota, Metazoa, Chordata, Actinopteri, Clupeiformes, Clupeidae. Gene Ontology annotation, biological process: microtubule-based movement. The coding region runs from base 119 to 4288 and encodes 1389 amino acids.